AUGCCCAGGUGUUUUAUAAACUCUGUGAGACGGCUGAAGAGGAGUUUCAUACAGGAAUUUGGUGAAUUUUCCGUUGAAAACGAAAUUAAAUCGACGCGCGUAUCGAAAUUAAACAUAAAACGGCAGAAGAACCUGCUAAAAACGAACGAAACGAUAUACCACGACAAAGUGCCGAUCUCCACACGAUUCUACCUGCAACUGCUUAAGAAAAGUCAGUUUUUACAACAUUUCCAAGAAACAGAGCCUUAUGAAUACGCAUCGGAGAGCGAGAAAGCAGUGAAAUCACCAGAAUUAACGAAAACUAAGACCUUAGGACCAAAGAAGGACACAGAUAAAACAUACAAUUUGAGAUCAUCCGAAGCAAAAACGGAACGCAAAACGUACGACAAAACGCAUCGACGGAAACGCAACGGAUGCGACAACGAAACGCAAUCGAUUUCCGAACUGAUACAGGAAGUCAACAGGAAACGGAAGCCGAGGAAGGAACCUUUGGCGCCAAUCAUCGAAGAAAUUAAGAGCAGGGAGCCUUUGAAGUUUAAUAAUAAAGGUGGUUCAGAAAUAGACAAGAUAGCGGAGAAACUGAAGAGCCUCGUGAAGGCCAGUGCUGAUGAGAAGCUGGACAAGGAACUGCUCACCUGCACCGAGUCCUUCGACAAGGAUAGUGUGGAUAGUGUAGAUAAGGAGGAUGCCAAGGAGAAUGAAAUGCAAGAUGUACGUGAUUGGUCGGAGCCGCGUCGUUGCGCGCGCGCUACUCACACGUGCUCCUAUUGCGGGAAGAGUUUCGACCGGCCUUGGGUGCUGAAGGGACACCUUCGUUUACACACCGGAGAGAGGCCCUUUCCGUGCCCUCAUCAACAUUGUGGAAGAACUUUUGCUGAUCGUUCAAACCUCCGCGCGCACCAGCGCACGCGUGGGCACCACUCGUGGCAGUGGCGCUGCGCCGCCUGCGACAAGGCGUUCAGCCAGCGACGGUACUUGGAGCGACACAGAGACGAUGCGUGUCGCAAAUACAAGAUGCACACGCGAAACUCGACAAAAUACAACAAUACUUUGAAAGUGGUGUCGAAAACUGUGCCCGCGCAAGUUCCAAUGUACGGUAUUAUAAGGCACAACCCAGAAUCGAAGGUGGGACCGGAGGGAACUGGAGAGUGCUGCGAGGGACCCAUUGACCUCUCUAUAGGGAAACGGAGGAUUGAAGAGGAUGUAGUUUAAGAUUGUCUCUGCAAUUGUUAAUAUUAAAUAGUGGACUGAUU
Messenger RNA from Spodoptera litura, 1253 nucleotides. RefSeq lists its product as uncharacterized. Gene Ontology annotation, biological process: regulation of transcription by RNA polymerase II. Gene Ontology annotation, molecular function: DNA-binding transcription factor activity, RNA polymerase II-specific; RNA polymerase II cis-regulatory region sequence-specific DNA binding. Lineage: Eukaryota; Metazoa; Arthropoda; Insecta; Lepidoptera; Noctuidae. The record is from RefSeq and is a predicted model, not a curated record.